This is a messenger RNA of Chara braunii, 894 nucleotides long. The record is from the annotation of a GenBank genome assembly. Lineage: Eukaryota; Viridiplantae; Streptophyta; Charophyceae; Charales; Characeae.
AGGCACCAUCACGCAGCAAGACCAUCGACUUCCGUGGAUUCCCGCGGAUCUCGAUCUCCAAGAAGAUACGACCCAUGGAGAAGAAGGGAGUCACGGGAGAGGGACUCAGAGAUUUGAGCUACGGUGAUGAAGUUGAGCAAAUCCGUGUCAGCCAUGCAUGACUUCGUCGAGCAGCAGAACCUGAAGGAGGAAAAAGCACGGAAGAAACGUGAGAUGAAGGACGCGGACGAACAGGAGGAGGCCGAGAGAUUAAAGCAAGAGGCGAAGGAAGCACGGGCGGCGGAGAAGGCCCGAAAAUGUGCCGAAGAACAGAAGAAAGCAGCGGAUGCAGAAAGGGAGAGACGUGCCCAGAUGAAGAAGGACGUAGACCUCUCGGUGACAAUCAGGAUUAGCGAGAUGGAGGACAGCAGGUUCCAGAGGCUGCACACCGCGCGAGGGCCGUCGAGUGUGAUGCCAUUACGGAAGACCCCCGGACGUCCACGCACUAUCAAAUCACCGGUGAAGACUCAGCUUUCAGAUCGGAAGACCCCGAAGACGCCAAAGAUGGUUAUGGCGGCCUCUCCAUUAAUACUGUUGUUUACUCCUGUUACCCGCGGUGCCCUGGAGCGUCUGCGACACAGGAAUAAGAUAAUCGACGAAUUAAAGACACUGGAUGCCGUUGAACUUCAGAAACUAUGCAAGAAGGAGGGUGUUCCUUACAACGGCAAGAUCGAGUCGAUACUCGAUAUCGCCGAUGUGAGGGCAAUGAUGAAAUUCGGCACGGCGACGCAGGAAAGUGCCGAGGUGAUUUGUGUGGAGGAAUCGGAGGACCUGGCGGAUGGCUUGGACCGAGGUGUUGGAUCCGACGAUGUGGUGGCUUGAGAGCCCUUGGAGACGCCGAAGCUGUGGAAGCUU